Molecule: messenger RNA, 813 nt
Organism: Alternaria incomplexa
Lineage: Eukaryota; Fungi; Ascomycota; Dothideomycetes; Pleosporales; Pleosporaceae
Exons: 2
Coding region: 1-813 (270 amino acids)
Source: RefSeq, a predicted model, not a curated record
AUGAAGACAGCCAUCGUCUACCGUGGAUCCAGCGCUUGCGGCAAUUGCUCCGAGAGUGUCGGCAGACUCCUCAUGAAUUCCCCUUACCACUUCAACGUCACGUAUGCUGGACCGGACGAAGAAGUGGACCUCAGCCCCUCUCUUCUCUCUAAAGCCGAUCUCUACGCAUAUCCUGGUGGACCAGCACAAGAGACUAAGAAUGAUUUCACAGAUCUUGACGAAGCUUGGGAUGAGCUCAAAACGCAUGCGAAGACGAUAAGAGAAUUUGUCAACGGCGGCGGUCGGUACAUAGGAUUCUGCCUGGGAGCCUAUCUUGCUGGGAAGUCGGUACUCGAUCUUAUGCCCAGCGGUAUCGACGUCGGAUCCGAAAUACUGCAAGACAAAGCACAGGUUAACGACGACCGAGAUACCACGAUUCAAGUCGAUUGGAAGUUCAAUGCUAGCACUGGUAGCCCAAAAUUGGAGAAGGCAAGAUGGGCGUACUUCCAAGAAGGCGCAACGAUGCUAGGCUUCAACGACUCUGACCGUGGAAUUGUUGCUAGAUACUCUGCCAACCAGAAUGUCGCUGCCUCAGUCACGCCGUACGGUAAAGGCUUUGUUGGUCUUGUUGGGCCCCAUCCGGAGGCCUAUGAGUUGUGGUGUAAGUUGUACUUCCGGGCUAAGCCCGCAGCUUUGCUAACAAUCUCUCAAGAUGAGGACGCUGAGAUCAAAAACCCUGAGGGGAUUCGAACGGAUCUCGGAUACGACUUUGUGAAAUCCACUAUUGACGGCAUCCCAGCUAGCAGCAACAUACCAGGUAAUAGUUGUUCUUAA